CUCCCUCGCUAUCGUUCCCGUCACAGCUGCUCACUUGAUGACUGCAGCGGGCACGGCAUUUACGAAAUGGUAUCAGCCGACAGAGUUUGCCCUUUCCAGUUCCGUCAGCUCGGCGACGAUGCGCUGCAAGCCGUUACGUGUGUCCUGUACAUUACUUCUCGGAAUGCUUACUGCACAUUUGCUCCACAGUGCUCUGAAUUUCGGUAGAAAUUCGAGUUGUGUGAGAACCCCCUCUUGGACUUGGAGAAAUAAUCCAGUUCCCAACCGAAAAGCCAAGAUACUUUGUUAUGUCAACACCUAUGGAGCAAACUUUGAACGCAAAGCAAUCCAUGUGCAGAAUACUUGGGCUCGCCGAUGUGACAAAUACUUCUUCACCAGCACGACUCCUCACCCAAACUUAUCGGUGUUGCGUAAGCCCACUUUUUGUGUGCAUGACCGCUUCGAAGUCACAUGUUUCGUUAGCAGUAAAAAUCAUUCAUGCUAAACUAAUUAUGUUAGAUUGGAUACCUGAG
Dicrocoelium dendriticum is the source of this 512-nucleotide messenger RNA. NCBI's taxonomy places the organism in Eukaryota, Metazoa, Platyhelminthes, Trematoda, Plagiorchiida, Dicrocoeliidae. The record is from the annotation of a GenBank genome assembly.